Messenger RNA from Blastomyces dermatitidis ER-3, 1451 nucleotides. Its product is annotated as ergot alkaloid biosynthetic protein A. The record is from RefSeq and is a predicted model, not a curated record. Lineage: Eukaryota; Fungi; Ascomycota; Eurotiomycetes; Onygenales; Ajellomycetaceae. The transcript has 2 exons. Bases 211 to 1170 code for a protein of 319 amino acids.
CGGCAGCAGCACGAGAACCAUUGAGCCCAAUGACCCCGUCAUAGCCGUUGCAAAUUAAAGAAUAAGAGCACCAACAAGCGGGGAGUCUACCAGCUACUCGUGCGUACAGCGUCACCAUCCCCCUAGAACCUACAUCAUAGGUCUGAAAAACCCAUACAAAAAACAAUUUAUAUAUAGAUAUAUAUAUCAUAGACCAAAAAUCAAUAUAACAUGACAAUCCUCCUCCUCGGCGGACGCGGCAAAACCACCCGUCGCCUCGCCUCCAUCCUCUCCACCUGCGCCCCAGAGGUCCCUUUCCUUGUCGCAUCCCGCACCAGCUCCCCAUCAAGCCCGUACAAACAUGUCAAGUUCGACUGGUUCGAUGAAUCUACCUGGGCACAGCCGUUUAAUGCGGUCUCGACAUCAGCAUCAGCAUCAGCAGUCAGGACCGAAUUCCAAUACAGUUCCAGCCCCAUCACGGGAGUAUACAUCGUCGGCCCGCCCAUUCUGGACAUGGUCCCACUGAUGAAAAGGUUCAUCGAUUUCGCAAGGGGGAGGGGGGUGAGAAGAUUUGUGUUGCUUAGUUCUAGCGUGCUUGAAAGGGGUGGGUUUGCGAUGGGGCAGGUGCAUGAUUAUUUGGCCGGUCUAGAGGAGAAUGGAGUAAAGGAGGCGGAGGCGGAGGCGGAGGCGGAGGGCGGAAUUGAGUGGGCAGCUCUGCGCCCGAGUUGGUUUAUGGAAAACUUCUCAGAAGGCCAACAUCUCCUAUCUAUCAAGGAGGAGAGCAAGAUCUAUUCCGCAACGGGGGAGGGGAGAGUCCCAUUCGUCUCCGCAGAGGACAUUGCACGAGUUGCGUUCCGCGCCUUAACGGAUGCCCGUCCGCAUAACACUGAACAUCUCAUCCUGGGCCCAGAGCUGUUGUCCUACGAUGACUUGGCAGAUAUCCUGUCUUCCGUGCUCGGUAGGACGAUCGCUCAUGUUAAGCUUUCUGAAGCUGAAUUGGCAGCCAGGAUGGAAUCAACUCUUGGGAUACCGCAGGAUUAUGCGCAGAUGUUGGCGGUUCUAGAGACAAAUAUUAAAAAUGGGGAGGAGGAUCGGAUGAAUGAUGAUGUUGAAAAAGUGACUGGGAAGGGCCCACGGAGGUUUAGGGACUUUUCUGAGGCGAGUUCAGGAUGCUGGGUAAAAGACUCCUGAGGACAUGUACAUGUAUCAAUCUGGGACGGCCACUUUAUGUAACUUCAUCUGUAUGGGGAUGGCUGCGCAAGUAACAAAACAUUAUAUGCGUUAUGCAGAGCAAAGAAGGUUAAUUCAACAAACCAGGGUUAGCUGGAGUUGUCCCUCGUUUAUCCACGGUCGAUUUGCUCCCAGGGUAGUUUUCUUUUAGUUUUUCCGCUGAUAUAUUUGGCUUUCCGCUAACUUAUUUGGCCCUAGUUGGUUCGUAGAUAUAGUUAAUGAUCAUUUCUCGGAGAUUCCGC